GGGUGGCCGGAGAAGAAGCCACUAUGGUCUAAUGCAAUGGGACAGUACAACUUUUUAGGCUGGUGCGUAGGCAGUGGGUAACACCAACUAGGGCCAUUCAAUCAACGAUCCAUGACCUUGGUCAGAAAGUUGGCGACAUUAUUGCGUGUUGAAAGGAAGAAAAUAUUUUGGAUGAGCAAACUGUUAGACACGAAGAACGUCAAGGCUGACGAAAUGAUGGGGUGUCUCUUAGAGGUACUUAAUCGCUUAUCGGAUCCCAGAGAAUGGCCAAAUCUUGGUCUUAAUUGUUUAGGACUAUUUGAGGGAGACAUGGAUUUUGGUAUUGCUAUUGUCUUUCUGCAUAUGAUCACAGAGUUACACCUGAAUGAAUACCCUUGUUCGGAUGUUGUAGCAGCAGAUACUGCAACAGGAGAUAUCAAUGUUUUAGUGGCGGAAUGCCGGAAGCUGUCCCGCUACAUGAUGUACCUCUUGGUUACCCACCCUACGCUGCUGCCUCUCAAUAUUAGUUCGGUCGAUGCACUGAAACGGUUCCAAAAUCUUCCAGAGGAUGACAUCGGGACUCACCUCCAAAAUUUAUAUCCCCAGCCUGGCAAGGAAACACUAGAGGAGAUCAAGGAGGUGUGGAUACGGCUCAUCAUCUACGCCGCCUUCAAGUCACGGCCGGACAUCCACAUGGCGCAGCUGGCCAGAGGAGGGGAGUUCCUCACCUUCGUCUGGUUGUUCCUGGCCAAAAACGGCUUUGGGUCUCAUUUCAAUGACACCAAGAUCGAGCUUAUUAGGGGCGUUAGGGGGCCCAGUGCUCGUAUGGUCUAUGCCAUAGAUACAUCUCGAUGAGCAAAUCAACGUCGUCAUCAGGUACAUAUACGUCCAUGUUAAUUUGUUGGUUUCUUGCUACAUAUUGACUUGAGCUAGCAAGGUACUCCUACAUUACAUACAAUACGUUGUAUAUAUGUCCAUGUUAAUUAAUCUUAUUG
Molecule: messenger RNA, 974 nt
Organism: Phragmites australis (common reed)
Lineage: Eukaryota; Viridiplantae; Streptophyta; Magnoliopsida; Poales; Poaceae
Exons: 1
Coding region: 112-834 (240 amino acids)
Source: RefSeq, a predicted model, not a curated record